Molecule: messenger RNA, 823 nt
Organism: Sitophilus oryzae (rice weevil)
Lineage: Eukaryota; Metazoa; Arthropoda; Insecta; Coleoptera; Curculionidae
Gene: Tctp
Product: translationally-controlled tumor protein homolog
Exons: 4
Coding region: 119-637 (172 amino acids)
Cellular component (GO): cytoplasm
Molecular function (GO): calcium ion binding
Source: RefSeq, a predicted model, not a curated record
AAUUUGACAAUUGACGUAACUUCAACUGUCAGAAUCGUUGACCUUUUUUAGUCAGCUCUUCACGGAGGUCGGUCGCCCAAAAUUGAGAUUAAAAUCUAAAUCCAAACCAUCUUCCAAAAUGAGGAUCUACAAGGAUAAACUUACCGGCGAUGAAAUGUUCUCUGAUACGUACAAAAUUAAGUUAGUUGAUGAUGUAUUGUAUGAAGUUUAUGGAAAACAUGUUACAAGAAAAGAAGGAGAGAUUUUACUUGAUGGGGCCAAUCCCUCUGCUGAAGAAGCUGAUGAAGGUGCAGAUAGUAAUGUAGAAAGUGGAGUUGACGUUGUAUUAAACCACAGACUGGCUGAAAGUUAUGCUUUCCCAGACAAGAAGUCCUAUUUAUUGUAUUUAAAAGAUUAUAUGAAAAAACUAAUCCCAAAACUAGAGCAAGAUGCUCCUGAUCAAGUAGAAAUAUUUAAGACCAAUGUAAAUAAAGUAAUGAAAGAUAUUCUAAGUAGGUUUAAGGAUCUUCAGUUCUUUACUGGAGAAUCUAUGGAAAUUGAAGGUCUCGUAGGCAUUUUAGAAUAUCGGGAAAUUAAUGGUGACUCAGUGCCAGUUUUGAUGUUCUUGAAACAUGGAUUGGACGAAGAAAAGUUUUAGUUAAAUGCAUCAAUUUUACUAAAUUUAAUCUAUAUUUAAUUUAUAUCGAUAUACUCUUAUUGUUUUUUAACAUGUUAUAAAUAUUUUUUUAAGAGCUUAUUUUUCUUAUUUGGUCCAUGUUACAAAUUGUAAUAACAUUUAUACUACAACUUUUGAAAAAAAAAAUACAAGGACUUCCUACAGCAA